This is a messenger RNA of Penicillium pulvis, 3561 nucleotides long. RefSeq lists its product as uncharacterized. The record is from RefSeq and is a predicted model, not a curated record. The coding region runs from base 1 to 3561 and encodes 1186 amino acids. The transcript has a single exon. NCBI's taxonomy places the organism in Eukaryota, Fungi, Ascomycota, Eurotiomycetes, Eurotiales, Aspergillaceae.
AUGAUGAACCGCUUUCGCAAGAAUAAAAAGGCGAAGGAGGUCAAGGACACACUGAACGAGCUAGAGAAUGGUCCAUCCACAUCUCCAUUCAGCUUGAAGCUGUCGAAAAAGAAGGAUUCAGCGGAGGAGCUACCAAAUUUGGACCUCUUAGCGGACGCUCUUCCACCAUCAGACGACUUCCGGACCAGUCUGCUCAUGCCAAAGCUUUCUGCUCGGUUCAGUAUGUUGAGAGAACAGGACGACCCGGCCUCCAAGAUCGGCAAAGCUAGUGACGACAGCGUCCUGUUCCCCAAGCGAGCUUCGCGAUUGAACCUCUUUGGACACAGCCCAGCAAUGCUUACAGAUAUUGACGAAGUUUCCUCAACUGACGGCAGCCGACCUUCUAUGGUCUUGGGCCGUACCGACUCUUAUGCAUCUGGUGGUGAUGGAGGUUACGGAACCGACGAUGACCGAUCACAUAAUGGGAGCAUCAUGAGCCGAGCUCGUCGAGCCGAAGGAAACAAUUUGUUUGGUGGUCGUCAGAAAGUAUUCCGCAUUCCAGUGCGGUCUCCCGGGGGGUCUUCACCCGCCACUGAGAGCCCGCUAGGAAUGGGCAAAGCAGUAUAUGAUCAUGACUUGAACAUGUCUGCUUUCCAGCGGAUGAGACUGCAAGAAAAGCAAGAUAGAGAGGCAGCGGCAGCAGCAGAAGCAGCGGCUCUCGACAUCGCUACACCGGACUCCGAAGACACUCCUUCUAUUUCAUCUGCAAAUCGGACCACCUUAUCAUCAACUGCAUCUGGCCCCACAGCAAAUGCACGCUUCUCAACCGCAGCGACUUCGAUUGAUGAGUCUCAAUCCAUUGCAUCUCACCUGCAGCCAACAGGCCCACCGCACACCGCUCCAACUCCAGAAUUCCAAAUGGAUGCCCGCCCACAUUCUGGCAUGUCGAACCCAAGAACUGGCUCGGUUCGAUCUCGUCGUUUGUAUGGCCAGGGUCUGACACAGAACGUGCAAAAUCAACAAAACUCGACCUUGCAUCGCCUUGAAAGCCUCAGUCGUCAGCGAUCUGGUACUCCGGAUCUUCUGCCUUUGAACCGCAAUUACUCCAGGAGCGCCUCCAACCUUCGUGACCGACUGCAAAAACUUGCUAUUGCUGAGCCAUCUGGCCCUGGGCCCAACAGUCCUCCUUCAUCGGCAACUUCGCCAAAGCAACAGCCUUACAUUGAACUGCCUCCUAAGGAGCGCAUUUCCCCAACAGGAUCCUCUUUCGGUGCCCCUCCACUGAGCCCCCCUUCUAGCGAGACCGACGAUAGUCACUCCUUGCUGGCUGCAGCACUGAACCCAGAAGACCACGGAAAAGCAACAGCAAUGGGUCUGUUCAACAGACCAGCUACCGGUUUUGAUGAGCAGCAGUUCGUUCGCCGCCAGCUCCAGUUGCACCAAGGCCGAGACACCCCUCCUCCCCGACGACCUGCUUCGCCCCCUCGUGCCAUGCCAACCGACCAGCCAGGCCGUCUCCGCGGACUUUCCAAGUCCAGCUACCGCUCCAGAGCCGAGUCAGCCUCCUCGCACUACAGCAGUGAUGCGCACCAUGGCAUGGAGAGCGUGGAAGCGUCUCCCCGUGUACCUGGUAGCAGAACUUUCUAUGCUGCCUCGACCACGAGCGAUUCGGGAGAUGAAGGAGAUGAUCGCCGCUCGUAUGAAAUGUCUUCAGUGACAUCUGCAGCCACGGAUUACGGUAACGCCCUCUACCACCCCAGCGUUACACCUAAGCCGCCUACCCCCACAGGGGACCUUCUUGAAACUCUGCCAGAAGUGCGGUACUCCGAUCUUGGUGACCUGAAACCAAUCGACGAGAACGAAAUUCCGGAAGAGACACAGCCCUCUGACAUCGCUGGCUCUGUGACUCCCGAACGUCCAGACUCUCCGACCAUCCAACCAUCUGGAUUCGGCAUGGAUGGUAUUCGGUCGCACUUGCGGUCUGCCAGUGACAAAUCUUCAAUCUUCCGUUCCCAGUCCCCAACAUUGCCCGUGGGUGAGUCAGACUUGAAGAAGCUUGAGCCUCAAGUGUCUGUUGUUGAGGUCCAGCCCAGCCCCACGGCAGAGAAUGAGGCUCACGUCGAUACUGUUGCCGAGCUGACCGAGCCAGAAACCUCGAGCACCCGGGAUUCAUCUAGACAGUCCGCCGAGGUCACAGCUAGCCGUGGCAGUGAAGACUCCUCCGAUGGCGCUAUUUCAGAGAAUGUUCCGUCUUGGAAGGACGAGCUUGCAAACCACCACCGUCGAGAUGGAAGCACCGAGACUCAAAGAGAGCGUGAAGAGUUCGCUAUGGAGAUUGCUGAGCGACGCCGGAAGAUCCAAGAGAAGCUCAGAAGUGUCGCAGAAAGCGAAAGUCGCUCUAGUAGCCCCACUCCAGGUCGACAAACCCCCGACUCCCAGAUCAAGGCUGGCAACGCUUUCUCCCUAUUGAAGCACAAAUCAAGCAAGCAAGGCGUCUCUAAGCAUGAUCUAUAUGGUUACAGCUCUUCUACUCCUUCUCUUGGUACAGAAGAUUCGCCGCGCGAGGAACGGCCAUCUCUUUUCAGCCGCCAUUCCAAUGCUAGCGCUCCCCAAGUCUCAGAACGUUCCCUCCGGUCUCGCAUGCCUACUCUCAGUCGUAGCGCAUCUCGAGAGUCAAGCCGCAGUCGUGGCACGUCCCCGCAGCCUGGGUUCCGGGCCCCAAGAGAUCGCUCGAGCUCUGAUGCUUCCGGAAGAUCCAAAAGUCGCACCAGAUACCGCGACCGAGAUGAUCUCGAAACUGUGGAGGAGGGUGCGGUCAUCGCCCAUGAGAACUUUGUUGUCCCUGAAAACUUCGAGCCACCAACACCUGCUUCAGUUGCUGGCUCGACCCGUCCAUCCAUGGAGACCUCAGAGCAUGCUCCUUUCGACCGAUCUGCUUCGGCCGCAUCGGGCAGAUAUCGCAGUGCUAGCCGAUCCGGAACUCCUAGUUUCCAGUACGAACGACCAUUCCAAUUCAACCAGGCAUCUCAUCCACCUUCUAUGAUUGGUGCUCCGCCCCGUCCCUGCCCUGCUACCCCUGCUUACUCGGCCAACGCCACUCCUCCGCUGAAUGAGAUUCCCUCGGAUCAAUCAACAGCCAGUCUCGCUGCGGCCAGCUCACAAAGCCUGCCCCAACGUGGCCCGGGCAGUAAUAUGCUUCAGAAGCGACCAGUGAACAAGAAGACCAUUUCCGAGCCGACGUUCGUCUCAUGUACUUCCAAUGUCCCCACAGUUGGUCUUCCAGGAGGUCCAGCCCCGACUGCGACUCCCCCAGUGCCCCCGAUGAACCCCCGCCGUCGCCGGGGCACCCAGACCAUUCUUUCCGCAUUCAAGGCCGAUUCGCGUGUCUCAUCCCCUGCUCCUAGCAUUAAUGAUGAGCAAAGCGUCUUCCCAGAUGAUGAGAAGCGCCCUCGAUCGCGCAGCCGUCUUCGCAAGAAGUCGAUUGAGGGUGGUGAGCGGGCCCGUCAAGAGGCAAUGAGUCCUGUCCCCGAUAUCCCACACUACCCACCUCCUGCUGUUCCUGUUGAUGGUGGCAUGUUCUAA